Molecule: messenger RNA, 1179 nt
Organism: Eutrema salsugineum
Lineage: Eukaryota; Viridiplantae; Streptophyta; Magnoliopsida; Brassicales; Brassicaceae
Exons: 2
Coding region: 170-1009 (279 amino acids)
Source: RefSeq, a predicted model, not a curated record
UCUCUUUGCCUCUCGACGUGUAGUCUUGUUCCUCGUGAAGAUCUCAAUUUUGCUGACAACCUCACAAUUUCUCGGAAAAAAAAACAUCUUCCUGAUUCGUUUUUUCUCCGAUUUUCCUUCUUUCUAUAUCCGAUUUCUUCGGGAGGCGAAGAGACGGGCAAUUUCUCCAAUGGCGCGCCGUCUUUUCGCCUGUUUCGGCGGCAAGAAAUCUUCAUCCUCCACGAGUAAAUCUAUCUCCGGCAACAAUUCCGCCGCCGUCUCCGCAGACACUCUUUCCGGCGACGGACCCGUUCUCGUCCAGCUAUUCUCGUCGCAGGGAUGCAAGACGUCGCCGGCGGCGGAGAUGCUGAUGUCGCGGCUCGGCAGAGGCGAUUUCGACGACCAGAUCCGUGGAGAAGGUGGAUCUGGAUCUCCGGCGAUGGUUCUGGUCUUUCACGUAGAUUAUUGGGACUACAAAGGGUGGAAAGAUCCGUACGGAUCGAGCCAAUGGACGGUGAGGCAGAAGGCGUACGUGGAAGCGUUGAAUCUGGACACCAUGUUCACUCCGCAGCUUGUAGUCCAAGGCCGCUCUCAAUUGAUCGGAAACGAGGAAGAGACUCUGCUCAAAUCCAUCUCCGAAGCUCCUAGGUUUCCUUCUCCAGCGUUCCGGGCGACUUUCCAGAGACCAACCUCAGAGACACUGCAAGUAUCACUCACGGGAGCCUUGAAGAUGAAAGUAGACGGGAACGGAAUAGACAUAAUGGUGGCGUUAUAUGAAACCGGGCUAGUGAACGACUGCGAGAGAGGAGAGAACGAAGGAAGGAUGUUGUCGAAUGACUACGUUGUAAGAAAGAUGGAGAAGAUGUGUACUGUGAAAGACGUAACAGCGAAGAAGUCAGUGUCGGGGACUGCUCAUUUCACGCUCUGGGAUGGAUUCAACAGCAGCAAAUGCGGAGUCGCUGUCUUUCUUCAGAACUCGUCUCUUCAGAUUUUUGGUACGCAGAGUUUUAAGUUGCCUGAUGAGAUUUGAGUUAUCCAUAAAAUCUUUAAAAAAACUAAACUCUAAAAACGCGUUUUUUUAUUUCUUGUCGCUCAUAUUUUGGCUGUGAAUCCAUUCUCCACAGUGGAAUUACUGUUUUGUACAGUUAUAUGUGUGACACUUUACGAGGUUUAGGUCUAAUUUGUUUUAAUUUCAACCUU